Molecule: messenger RNA, 2758 nt
Organism: Myxocyprinus asiaticus (Chinese sucker)
Lineage: Eukaryota; Metazoa; Chordata; Actinopteri; Cypriniformes; Catostomidae
Product: zinc finger protein 239-like
Exons: 2
Coding region: 330-1271 (313 amino acids)
Biological process (GO): regulation of transcription by RNA polymerase II
Molecular function (GO): RNA polymerase II cis-regulatory region sequence-specific DNA binding; DNA-binding transcription factor activity
Source: RefSeq, a predicted model, not a curated record
CACUCAAACAUGGCGGCGAGAGAUUUGCAGAGUUUUGAUAAACAUUCACUUUUAAACAAAUAAAUGCACCAAAGUUUCCAUAUUAUAUGAUGUUUAGCACACGUUUUCAGAGACGUGCAAAACUGUAAACGAUCUUCUAUACUGAUAAUCAUAAUCCUGUAGAAACUUCUGGCAUUGUUGUUUUGUUUAUUUCUACAUUAUUCGAGCAUCUGAUUCAUGUUUAUAAAUGUCACCAGUAUUCUCAUCAUCCUAAACGAAGACUUGUUUCAACAGGAACAGGAAUAACUUCAGGUGUUUCAACUGAGAUCUGCGGGAUAAAACAUUGUAAAAUGAUGUUUAUUAAAGAAGAGAGUGAGGACAUGAGUUAUCCAGAAUCAUGCAGUUCAAAUGUCAUGAAAAAUGAAGAUACCGAGGAACAAAGAGACCUGAUGGAUGUGAAAGAGGAAAGUCAAGAACUGAAUGAAGUGAAGGAGAAACACCAUCGGGAUAAGACACUUCGUAGUUUCAUAACUGAACAAAACUCUUUUAGUGGCUCACAGACUGAAAAGUAUUUCUCACAAAAAAGAACUAAAAGAAUAAGAGCCAAAAAUUAUUUCAACUGCCCUCAGUGUGGAAAGAGUUUUGGACAUAAAGGAUAUCUUAAGCGUCACAUUCAAGUUCACACUGGAGAGAAGCCUUUCAGAUGCCAUCAGUGUGGGAAUACUUUUACACGUAAAGGAAGUCUUACUAAGCACAUGAGAAUUCACACUGGCGAGAAGCCUUUCAAAUGUCAUCAGUGUGGGAAGAGUUUCAGACAGGCAUGUGGUCUCAAAAUUCAUUUGUUCUUGCACUCCGGAGAAAAGUUAUAUAGCUGUGAUCAGUGCGGCAAAACAUUUUCUUUAGCAUCAGUCUUAAGAAAACACCAGAAAAUUCAUCUAAAUGAGAAGCCUUACAAGUGUUCACUUUGUGGAAAGAGUUUUUCAGAGCUGCACAAUUUAAAAGAGCACCAGAAAAAACACAGAGGUGUGAGAGAUCAUGUGUGCUCUGAGUGUGGGAAGGCCUUUCACAGAGCUUACAACUUGGAACUUCACCAAAGAAUCCAUACUGGAGAAAAACCUUAUAAGUGUUCACAUUGUGGAAAGAGUUUCUCUGUUUCAGGAAAUCUGAAAGCACAUGAGCGAGUGCAUACUCGAGAGAAGCCAUACCAGUGCACUUCAUGUGGGAAGAGUUUUGUCCGAUCAAGCACUCUAAAGACUCAUAGAAAAAAUAAUUGCCUAGGGUUGUCACAUUGAGCAAAGUUCAUAUUUUUUUGCCAUGCAAAUGGGAUAAAAAAAAAUGUUUUUUCAAAAGAGCAAUUACAAUUAAGUGGAUGAAUUGCUACAUUACCUACAGAGCUAAUUGAGCUGUCGUUUUAUGUAACAGGUAGAAGAACAUUUGAAGAAACUAAAUGGAAUUCUCGAUUCCUUUCCUUGCUUGCAUUUGUUGCAUCCUAGCUCCUUCCUCUUAGGAUGCGAGGUUGCAAGGAAAGGAAAAGAGGACAAGAUGCAUUUGUGAAAUGGAAUGCCCUUGUUCACUCAAGCAUCAUUUAAGAGCCCAUCUUUGCAAAGUUGCUUUACCUUGGCAGGGCUCCAGACUAAAAAACAUUUACUGCAGCACCACUGGCUCCUAAACAGAAACAUUUAGUAACCAAAUAGAUUCUAGUUGUCAAAUUACAAAAUUGCUCAAUUUAGAUUUAGCCAAAGAAAUUAAAGGCAACUGAUAAUGAUAUAUACAGUAUUUACAUUGUAAAAUAUAUAUAUAUAUAUAUAUAUAUAUAUAUAUAUAUAUAUAUAUAUAUUUGUAAAGAGAAAAUACUGUAUAAUUUAACAUUCAUUUCACAUUUUAAUGUAAUGAAUGAAUUUACACUACAGUACAUUUUUUUCAGCAAAUAAUGCUAAUUGAAAUAAAAAUAUUUUACUAUUUUUACUUAUUAACCCUUGUGCUUUGUUCCUCAUUGGCUACCACUCCUUGUGUUCCUGGGUCAAAAUGAGCGACCCAUUUAAAUGGUAUAUGAAUCUCACAUAAUCCAUAUAUUAUCAUUAAAUUGUCAAGUCAGGUCAUUUUUAUUUGAAUAGUGCUAUUCACAACACACAUUAUUUCAAAGCAGCUUUACAGAAAAUCAUGCAUUAACAGAAAAUGAAAUGGGGUCCAUCCUAAAUCCAAGGUUCAGGCAUUGGCAUAUGAAGUAUCCAACGUUUUACAGUUGGAGUUGGCAUCAGUUGGCACUGGCUGUAGUUUGUCAUCACUCAUCGACACGUAGCAGUGGAGUUCGACACCAAGCAGGAACGGAGCUGGAUCUGGCCGGCUCUGGGAUGUGAAUCCCGAGGUUGAGACAUGGAAAGAAACAGAAUAAUAUUAGCAUAGAUGCCAUUACAUUUUUUGCAGCAUUAUAGAUCACGAUAGAUGUUUCUGGUUAAGGCAGACCUAACUAAAGCAGCCUAAUUGUGAGUUGAUGGAUAAAUUAGGUGUAUGCCUGGCUAAAUAGAUGAGUCUUUAGUCUAUACUUAAACUGUGUGAGUGUGUUUGUGUCCUUAACAGUGUGAGGAGUUAAUAAUAUUAAGGAGAGGUUCUGAGAUUACAGGGAACACCUCUUUUAAGAGCUUAGUUGGUAUUGGAUCUAGCAUACUGUACAUGUUGUGGCUUUUGUUGUUUGUGACAAAUUAUGAAACACUAUUCAUAAUUUUCCUCACAAACAACUUCAAUCCUAUAUUGCAUAAGCCUUCUCACGUUCUGUCUGUCA